AUGCGUCACGCGGGCUUUGUCGUUGGCGUUGCUGCUGCCCUGGCGGGGACUGCGGCGGCGGGAUUGUAUCCUGGCAUGACGCCCGACAAUCAUACGUGCGCGAUUGUCGAGCCGGUACUCUCGUGCUCCUGCGAGGCCGCGCUGGACAAGGUUAAGGAUACUUGCUGCACGGAGACGUACGGCGGGCUGCUGGUGGCCACUCAACUAUGGAGCACCUUCACGGGCCUCGAGAGCCACGGCCAACUCUAUCCCAAACACGCCUGGGGCAUUCACGGUCUUUGGCCCGAUUUCUGCAACGGUUCGUAUACCCAGUACUGCGACCUGAGCCGCCAGUAUGACCCCAAGCCAUCCCCCAACACCACGAACAACAAGCCCGGGGGCACCCCCGUCCCGGCGUACAGGGGCGAGCCCAUCGACCAGUGGUUCGGGCCCUACGGCAAGCUCGAUCUCCUGGCCUACAUGAACAGGUACUGGGUCAGCCAGUCGGACCCCAACUGGGUAUUUUGGGCGCACGAGUUCUCCAAGCACGCGACGUGCUACUCAACCUUUCAAGCGGAAUGCUACGGCCCCAAAGCUGCCCAGCACAGCGACCUGUUCGACUUCUUCGAGACAGUCAUCACCUGGCAGCGCAGACUGCCCACAUUCCGCUGGCUGGCCGACGCGGGUAUCCGGCCGUCCAACAGCACAGGCUACACCGUGUCCGAGGUGCAGGCGGCGCUGACGGAGAGGUUUGGCCACCCGCCGUUUAUCGGCUGCGGGGGACCCAGGUUCAACGAGACCGAGGCCGGUAGGGGAUCGGCGGACAAUGGGCGCACGGUGCUCAACGAGGUGUGGUACUACUACCAUGUGCGCGGGACGCCUCAGCGCGCCGAGGGAAGGAAGCUGGACGCGGCAGCCGCGGGGGGCAGAUUAACGACGUGCGCCACGGCCGAGGGAGCGGUCAAGUAUUAUGAGCGGACGGAGGGAAGUGAGAAUUAG
This is a messenger RNA of Ustilaginoidea virens, 978 nucleotides long. RefSeq lists its product as uncharacterized. Lineage: Eukaryota; Fungi; Ascomycota; Sordariomycetes; Hypocreales; Clavicipitaceae. The transcript is spliced from 6 exons. Gene Ontology annotation, cellular component: extracellular region. The record is from RefSeq and is a predicted model, not a curated record. Gene Ontology annotation, molecular function: RNA binding; ribonuclease T2 activity. Gene Ontology annotation, biological process: RNA catabolic process. Bases 1 to 978 code for a protein of 325 amino acids.